UUGAGUCAAAAUACUAAUGGUUUAAUACACUUGUAUAGCCAUAAUUAUCGCGGUUUUGACAAUAAUAGCCACUUUUUGAAAAAUACACUAGAAUAGCCAUUCCGUCCAUAACUUUAACGGCAUUAAGAUAGGCGCUGACUGGACUAACGAUUUUUUAUGAGGUGGCAAAUUUUUCUCAAAAGCUUUGCCACGUGAAAAUAUCCUUUAUAUUACAAUUAAUUAGAAAACAAUAAAUAAAUAAAAAUAAAAAAAAUAAAGACUCAUCAUCUUCCCCCUUUUCACGAAGCUUCGCACCGCCAUCUCCAUACCCAAGCUCCGCCACCAUUCCCUCCACCUCUUUUCCUUCAUCCUCCCUCUGAUUUCUCUGUUUAAUCCCAAUUUUCAUGUGGAUGCCAAGCAAUCAUCGAUCCAGACCUGCUUACUUGCUCAGUAGACGAGGUUGAAGAAGAAUUUGGGUUUCCUUUGCACGAGUAGCAGCGGGAUUGAAAGUUCCUCUCCGCCGGCAUCAUUGGGUAACUCGAAGAACGAGAAGGAGCGGGAUCAAGCAUUGUCUUCCUUUUUCCAAUCCUUUGUCCCGCUGCCCACUCAAAGUUUCAUUAGAAAAUCCAAAUCCCCCUCCUUCUUCCUCCUUCAGAUCUGAACUCCCAAAUUAAUUUGAAUCCCAGAAACCCUAGUGGGAAAAGAAGGAAGAAGGGAAGGAAGAGUCCGAGAGUGACCAGCACCUGAUUCCUCGGACAGUCCGCGACUAACUCGAGCGAUGAGUUGCCGGUAAGGUCGCCGACGCCGCGUUCGACAAAGGAGACGAUGACGGCCGACGGGGAUCCCACUUGGUGCACUUGAGCCGUCCAAUCGUCAUUGCCGCUUCAUCCACCAUUCUCCUCUGUUCGUCAUUCGGCUCAGAGUGAAACAGAUCAGAGAGAACGAGAGCCACUCCGCAGCGUCGAUUGUGAAACCCCAACCACCGCCAAUGCUCAAAAUCUGGCACCGCCUUUUCCAAUCUCCUUCACCGAGAACUCCAGAGCUCACCGGAGAAAUUGAUGAGAUCGUCGUAGACCUCCGACCCGCCGCUACCCCUUAUCGAAUCUGCGUCAAAAUCGAAUUGGGUCCAGCCACCGCCGACGCCGAGGUCGUCGGGACUCCCGUCGAGAAGGAAGGAUUAAAGAAAAAUAGAAAUAGAAAAUUAUUGAAAUAAUACUUCAUUUUUUGAAAUUAUUUGGAGUUUAUUAUAUUUUUUUCAAAAUAAGAGGUGGCAUCUACGUGGCAUAACGAGUCUAGUUGGAGCUGAUGUGUCGUCUAGGUGGCAUCCACAUCAGAUUAACAUCCAUUUAACUGACGGCAUUUCUAACGUCGUUAAACUUUGUAACAGAAAUUGCUAAAGUUGUCAACCUAGUUUCAAAAGCAU
Linum tenue is the source of this 1402-nucleotide messenger RNA. NCBI's taxonomy places the organism in Eukaryota, Viridiplantae, Streptophyta, Magnoliopsida, Malpighiales, Linaceae. The record is from the annotation of a GenBank genome assembly.